This is a messenger RNA of Durusdinium trenchii, 651 nucleotides long. The record is from the annotation of a GenBank genome assembly. Lineage: Eukaryota; Dinophyceae; Suessiales; Symbiodiniaceae.
AUGUUCAUUGGCCUGGGGCAGCUGGGCGAGGCGCGGGUGGACAAGGCUGCGAGGGACGCACACUUGUGCGACCUCAUGCGAUGUCCCAGCCUAGGCGCUGCCUUCACCGCUCAGCAACUGCUGAGGCCCAUCAAGAAGAAGUCGGUGAACCCACGUGUUUACAUCGCCCGCUUGCAGCUCUUGGCUUCCAUGGUCACCGAGGCCGGGAUUCAGCCAGAGAGCAAGGAGGGGUUGCCUUUAGAUCCCACGGUCCAAUUAGCCAUGGAUUGGUUUGGCAAUGCCAACGCGGAUGUAAGGGAGAAUGCGGUGAAGCUGGUGGCGGCCUGCUACGCGCACGCCGGCAUGCGCCGCAUUGAGAAGUACCUGGCGAACAUCCGGCAGGCACAGCGGGAGAUCUUCGAUGAGGAGUUCGACAGGGUGGAUGCAGGCGACGGCCUCCAGCUGGCUCAGCCGAGCCACCGCUCGGCCGGCAGCAACCGCUCGACGCCCAAAGGCACCGGUCGGUCGGAGCUUCAGUCGACCGUGGACGACGUGGACGUGGCAAGUAUCGGUGUCCUUUUUGAGAGCCCAAACUCCUUUGAUCUCCUUUGGACAUACUGUCUUUGGACCGUAUUUUGCAUGUCACCGAAUUGCACAAUAUGUUGGGAUUGA